AUGCCCUGCUCUGGAGUUACAGAAGCGGCUUCUCCGCAGAAGAGACGCAAGAGCGACGCGCUGGACGGACGCGAAGACCCGAAGGUGCUCAAAUUCGCCAAGCUGACAGAAAACGCCACGACACCGAGCCGAGGAUCGAACCGGGCCGCGGGGUUCGACCUGUACAGUAAGAUGCCCUGCUCUGGAGUUACAGAAGCGGCUUCUCCGCAGAAGAGACGCAAGAGCGACGCGCUGGACGGACGCGAAGACCCGAAGGUGCUCAAAUUCGCCAAGCUGACAGAAAACGCCACGACACCGAGCCGAGGAUCGAACCGGGCCGCGGGGUUCGACCUGUACAGAAAACAUCUUUAUGUUAUGAAGAAGGGCGACCGCAUCGCUCAGCUUGAUGCUUUGCUGUGGUCUCACAUGUGUGGUGUGUCUACAGCUGGCGUGGUGGAUGAGGACUACAGGGGGAAUCUGGGAGUCGUGCUCUUCAACUUCAACAACGAGCCGUUUGAAGUGAAGAAGGGCGACCGCAUCGCUCAGCUGAUCUGCGAGAGGAUCUGUUACCCGGAGCUGCAGGAGUUACAGACGCUGGAUGAGACGGAGAGAGGAGCGGGAGGCUUCGGAUCCACCGGCACCAACUGA
Messenger RNA from Sinocyclocheilus grahami, 627 nucleotides. It is a transcript of the gene dut, whose product is annotated as deoxyuridine triphosphatase. Gene Ontology annotation, biological process: dUTP catabolic process; dUMP biosynthetic process. Gene Ontology annotation, molecular function: dUTP diphosphatase activity; magnesium ion binding. The record is from RefSeq and is a predicted model, not a curated record. NCBI's taxonomy places the organism in Eukaryota, Metazoa, Chordata, Actinopteri, Cypriniformes, Cyprinidae. The transcript is spliced from 6 exons. Bases 1 to 627 code for a protein of 208 amino acids.